AGAAUAGAAAAAUAAAAUGAAAAUUUUGGCCGAAGCCGCCUCACGGACUUCCCGCUUCUCCUUCUAUGUUCUGUCAACCUGACUUGCGGUUUCAGCUUUGAACCCCAAACGUUAACGCUGCAGUCAACGCUUCAACUUACUCUUCCGAUCUGUAACCUUUUACUAGGAAUUCGUAUGAACUCUAGCUUGCUUUCACCAUGGAAAAUCAACCAGUAGUGGACACAAAGGAAGCAAUUUCUCAAGCUGUUGAGAAUCUGCAAGUAGAUGAUUUGGUUAUUGAUCAGGGCAAAGAAUCAAAGGAGGUAAAACCUCAGAUAAAUGGUCAUGAUGGCUCUGAGUUUGAAAAUAAACUAGAGGAAAUAAAUGACAUGAACGAUAUAAGGUCUGAGUCUAAUACUAAUGAGGGAAUACGAGAUGUUGUUGUUGGUGAAUCUGAAUUGGCUCAGAGGAAGGAGGAGAGUAGGGAUUUGCAGUCUGGAACUCAACAAGAAGACUUAGAGGGUAAAUCUGAGACUGUUGGGGAAGAGGAUUCUGGUGAUAAGGUGGAUGCUAGCGGGGAAUUUGAGCCUAGAAGUCAAGAAACAAAUCUAGAUAGUAAUUCUGGACUGAAUGACUUGGGUAAAGAGGAUGAUGACAAUAGAGACAUUGAAUCAGCGCAGGUAUAUGAUAAGACGGAUGAAAUUCCAACUGAGGACCACAAUUUGGAGCCUGUAUUUGAUGGAACUGAGGUUCCAGGGAUGGAAGCUAACCGGAGCAUGUCUGGCCGUAGGGCGGAUGCUGAUCAGGAUAGUCCAGGUGUUGUUGAGAAGGCUGUAGCUCUCAAAAAUUUUGUUAAGGAGAAAAGUGCAGUGGCAGUCUCCACUAUGCUGCGUCGCCUUUCUGGAAAAAGUGAUGAAGGUGCUGUGGGUAAUUUUGAUGAUGAAGGUAAGGAUGUUUCAGACACCUCAAAGGUUAGUGAAACCAAAAUGGGGUCUGAGAAGGCAGUGGAGAAAUUUGCCUGGAAUCCCUUGAAUUACAUCAAGAAGUCAUCUGAUGUUGAUGGGGAAAUCAAAACUGAGCAGAGAGAUUCAAUAACUGAAGGUUCACAACCAACCUUAGCCAUGAAAGGAAGGAUUAUAUUGUACACAAAACUAGGGUGCCAUGAAUCUAAGGAGAUUAGGCUAUUUUUGCGAAUGAAAGGGCUUAGAUAUGUUGAAAUCAACAUAGAUGUAUACCCUGGUAGAAAGAUGGAGCUGGAGAAGAUUUCUGGAUCUACUUCAGUUCCAAAGGUUUAUUUCAAUGAAAUACUUAUUGGAGGCUUUAGUGAGCUAAAAACCUUAGAUGAGUCAGGCAAGCUUGAUGAAAAGAUUGACUUUCUUAUCACUGAAGCACCGUUGUUUGAAGCCCCAUCACCACCAAUUUCUGGGGAGGAUGAUGUGUGCAGUAACGGAAUGAUUGAUGAAAUGGCAAUUAUUGUCCGCAAAAUGAAAGAAUCCAUUGCUGUCAAGGACCGAUUGUACAAGAUGCGCAGGUUCACUAACUGUUUUCUUGGCUCAGAAGCUGUAGAUUUCUUAUCAGAAGAUCAAUAUUUGGAAAGGCAAGAGGCUGUUGAGUUUGCACGAAAGCUUGCUAACAAACUGUUCUUCCGACACGUGCUUGAUGAUAAUCUAUUUGAGGAUGGAAAUCACUUGUAUCGGUUUUUGGAUGAUGAUCCAAUUGUGGUGUCACAAUGUCACAACAUUCCUAGAGGCAUAAUUACAGCGAAGCCCAAGCCUUUGUCUGAAAUUGCAUCAAGGCUGAGGUUUCUGUCCCGUGCAAUGUUUGAAGCCUAUGUUUCUGAAGAUGGGCGUCAUGUUGACUAUGCAAGUAUGCAUGGAAGUGAGGAGUUUGCAAGGUAUCUGAGAAUAGUAGAAGAGCUCCAAAGAGUGGAAAUAUGGGAUUUGUCUAGAGAAGAAAAACUUGCGUUCUUUAUUAAUCUUUAUAACAUGAUGGCCAUCCAUGCAAUCUUAGUAUUAGGUCAUCCAGAUGGAGCACUGGAACGAAGGAAAUUAUUUGGAGAAUUAAAAUAUCUUAUUGGUGGGUUCACCUACUCACUUUCAGCUAUUCAAAAUGGCAUAUUGAGGGGAAACCAGCGACCGCCAUAUAACCUUAAGAAGCCAUUUGGUGCAAAAGACAAGCGCUCAAGGGUGGCACUUCCUUAUCCCGAGCCUCUUAUUCAUUUUGCUUUGGUGUAUGGUACCCGAUCCGGGCCUGCACUUCGGUGCUACUCUCCUGGAAAUAUUGACGAAGAGUUAUUGGAUGCAGCACGUAAUUUUUUGAGAAAUGGAGGCGUUGUAAUUGAGUUGACUGCAAAGGCUGUAAAUGCCAGUAAAAUCCUUAAAUGGUAUAGUAUAGAUUUUGGCAAGAACGAGGUAGAGGUGAUCAAGCAUGUUUCAAACUACUUAGAUCCAGCUGACUCAGAAGUAUUAUUGGACUUGCUUGCUACGUCUGAGAUGAAGGUGACUUAUCAGCCUUAUGACUGGGGUUUGAACAGCUAGCAUGUGCUAAUGAAGUUCUGUAAAUAUGUCCGGUAGAUUGAUAUUGAUUUUCUAUUACACAAAGUAUCUCCAAAGUAACCAAUGUCUUAUGUUAGCUUUUUUGCCCAUUGCACCUGUCUCUGUAGAAGGGUACAGAAGGAAAGGAAGACAAAUAGGGCUGAGGAAAAUACGUUUCUAUUAUGUCCUGUUCUAUACAUGCUGUCUUUCUACAAUUACUUUAGUGCUUUUAAUUGUUUGAUGCAACUUACAAUGGUUCAUCACGUACUAUGCAUGAAGAGCUUGAACUUGUAAUGCUUUUUUACAGGUGGCUUGGUAUAGUAUUUUUUUAAUGGUUGAACAUAAAUGGAUUUACUUGUAUGGCAGUAUACGGUUAAGUUCAUUAUGUUGGACUUCAGAAAUGUCUCAAAUCUUAACUUGAUUUUUCCUUUUAUUGCCCGUUUAUACAAUGUAGGCAUGAGUUGUGGUUU
Messenger RNA from Abrus precatorius (Indian licorice), 2983 nucleotides. RefSeq lists its product as uncharacterized. Gene Ontology annotation, biological process: intracellular signal transduction. Bases 198 to 2516 code for a protein of 772 amino acids. The record is from RefSeq and is a predicted model, not a curated record. Lineage: Eukaryota; Viridiplantae; Streptophyta; Magnoliopsida; Fabales; Fabaceae. The transcript is spliced from 7 exons.